UUGUUGAACAGCCAUUGCAGUGUCGUGGCUCAGUAACAAAACACGAAAAGGAGAGCGAGCUGGCGUUUCGCAGGCUCCUAUUUUCAACCGGGGACCAAUUUACAUGACUAUAAGAGCGAACACAUUCGGUAAAUUACUCUACACCUAAAUAACGGGAUUCACCUGCUCCGGAUAUGUCAUUCAUACUUGAUUGGAUUUAUACCAGUUUCAGUAAUGUACUACAGUUCUUAGGACUGUACAAGAAAUCCGGCAAGUUAGUAUUUCUUGGCCUGGACAAUGCUGGCAAAACGACGCUACUGCACAUGCUCAAAGAUGACAGAUUGGGACAGCAUGUGCCAACUUUACAUCCAACCUCGGAAGAGCUGACGAUUGCUGGCAUGACUUUCACCACCUUUGACCUUGGAGGCCACGCACAAGCCCGCAGAGUGUGGAAAAACUACCUCCCUGCCAUCAAUGGCAUUGUCUUCCUUGUGGAUUGUGCAGACUCACUGAGAUUGGCUGAAUCAAAAGCAGAACUCGAUGCAUUAAUGACAGAUGAGACCAUUGGAAAUGUGCCUAUCCUGAUCCUUGGCAACAAGAUCGACAGGCCAGAGGCCAUCAGCGAGGAGAGGCUGAGAGAACUUUUUGGAUUGUACGGGCAGACGACAGGCAAGGGCACCAUUGCCAUGAAGGAGCUGAACACGAGACCACUGGAGGUGUUCAUGUGUAGUGUGUUGAAGAGGCAGGGCUACGGCGAGGGUUUCCGCUGGCUCUCUCAGUACAUCGACUAAAGCAGCCAAGUCCCGACACCACCACCACCACCGUCACCACCGCCAUCAGGGGGGCUCUAAAACCUACCACACGAGACGCCCGCUGUUUCCACCAGUACCAUCAUACUCAGCCCCAUGUUUGGUUAAACAAGUCCACCUCCAUCUUCAGAGAAACCAGUACAACUUGAUCCCAAUAGACUUUUAUUGGUCGAACAUUUGGUUCCGCACUAACUGAAUUCAUACCUGUAUGCGCACACACACACUCGUUUCCAUCUGUCUUUUUCUAAGAGUAACAUAGCAUCGGUUCCACAGCAAAGGGUGUUCAAAUUCAAACGGAUGAAUUUUUUCUAUAUUGUGUCGUUUGCUGCCCUCUCCCCCUCCAUUCCUGCCAUCUGUUGAGUGUGAUGAUAGGUGCAUUAUAACUGUAAAUCUGUAUAUGAUUCCAUUGGUAUAUCAGCAGUCCCUGAUGCCUCUUUCCCCUCUUUAACUCAUUUUGAGCAAUGAGAGAGAGCAACAUAGUUGUAUACAUUGCAGUACACUUUUUUAACAGUAAAGACAUUCAUUCCACAUGUAUUUAGCCAAUGCAUUUUGGUUUGUCCUGUUUUUGUUUUUUUUUCCUUUUAAAUUUCAAUAAAUAAAAUGUGUGGCCACGUAUACAGCCCUCAUUAUAGACGCAUGGCUGUUUCACCCAUUUAUUAAAUGGACCAGUGCAUUAAUCUUAGCGUAUCAGAAAUAAAAUCCAUUUCUUUAGGUUACUUGGAGGCUAAAAUACUUUUGUACCAAACUUCUAUCUCGUGGGCACAGCAGCAUUGAAUGGAUCCAAGUAGUCUGUGGGCUCCCCUUUUUGAAGGGAAGCAUGGGGUGGUAGCAUAGCAGAUGGGAGAAGAUUUUUAAUAGAACAUGAUACUGGCUAUAACCCAGGUGAGGUUUGAUGAAAUCAUGUAGAUAGCACAAUGAUCAGUUGAUGCAAAGAAAACUAUUUAAGUAAGUGAAACUGGGAUAAAUAGCCUGAUAGAAACAUGCAGUAAGAGAUGAAGGGAGGAAUAAACAGAUGGUUGUAACAUCUUGUCAUCAAUAUUGGAAGUCCAUCCUACUGAAGUAUUUUGCAGCGCAUACCUUUUUUACAGGGUGACUCUAGUGACCAAGCGUAGAUAACAGAGGGCACAGUCCCACAGUGGGAACAGGUAGAUAGGCCCAAGACGCCUCUAAGAAAGGGACCAUAUAUAUAUGAAAUGUACAUGAACACCGUACAUGGAUUUUGUAUUUAUAAGUGGUAUCCUUUGAUCUAUGUGCAUUACCAGAAACUAUUAUGCAUGCCUUGUUCUUUUGAUUUUUAAUGACCAUUAUUCCAGAGAGUUCAACAGGAGGGAAAAAGAUGCCAAAAUUUACAACGAGAGCUGAUUGUCAUGUUUUUUUUUUGCUUUUAGACGGAAACAAUGGAAUUACGCUUAAUACACAUUUUUUCUGUCCCUGUCCCUUGGUGUCUCUUUCAUUCCCUCAUGACUACGUGAUGAGCUGUUCCAACAAGGGUGGGACUCACUGUUGUUUGCAUCAUUAAAAAAAUGUAAUAAAUGUUUUCAA
Messenger RNA from Chelmon rostratus (copperband butterflyfish), 2330 nucleotides. RefSeq names its product secretion associated, Ras related GTPase 1B (gene sar1b). Gene Ontology annotation, molecular function: GTPase activity; GTP binding. NCBI's taxonomy places the organism in Eukaryota, Metazoa, Chordata, Actinopteri, Chaetodontiformes, Chaetodontidae. Gene Ontology annotation, cellular component: COPII vesicle coat; endoplasmic reticulum exit site. The transcript has 7 exons. Gene Ontology annotation, biological process: vesicle organization; intracellular protein transport; membrane organization. The coding region runs from base 174 to 770 and encodes 198 amino acids. The record is from RefSeq and is a predicted model, not a curated record.